AUGGCACCAAUCAUCGACAACAACAGCAACGGGUGCUCGAUGGAUGAGGAGUUGGAAGCAGAGGCCGCCGUCCUGAAGCAAAUCCAAAACAAGCUUUCGGAAAAGAUGGGAAUGAUGACCCCGCCCACUGAGGAGGAGCAGAAAGCGAUAGAUGCCAGAUCGGUCUUCAUAGGGAACGUGGAAUAUGGAGCGACGAUCGAGGAGCUGCAGGACCACUUUAAGGGCUGCGGGGAGAUUGUGAGGACUACGAUUCCAAAGGAUAAGGUGACAAAGAAACAAAAAAAUUACGCCUAUAUUGAAUUCGAGUCUUCUGCCAGCGUGGAAAACGCUAUCGUCAUGAAUGGAUCAAUUUUCCGAGACAGGAAGAUUGUGGUCACCUCGAAACGAACAAACAAGCCUGGUAUGGGAGCUACGAGAGGAAGAUGUGGAGCAUUCAGAGGAGGACGUGGAGGUCCGCAAACCGUGGUUGUCAAAUAUGUGUAUGUGAAUGCGACAGCACCAAGAGGACGUGGAGGAUUUCGUGGAGGACGGGGCCGAUUUAACCCAUAUUAA
Caenorhabditis remanei is the source of this 552-nucleotide messenger RNA. RefSeq lists its product as uncharacterized. Lineage: Eukaryota; Metazoa; Nematoda; Chromadorea; Rhabditida; Rhabditidae. Gene Ontology annotation, molecular function: RNA binding. The transcript is spliced from 2 exons. The record is from RefSeq and is a predicted model, not a curated record. The coding region runs from base 1 to 552 and encodes 183 amino acids.